AUGUUGUCCAACAUCGCCUCCAAACUUGGCCUUACAAAACCACAACCCUCCUCCUUCAAAGUCAUGCCUCGCCAGACCUCAACCUACACCAUGCCUCAGAAAAUAGAAUACAAGUCCAACGACAUUCCCAUCCCUGAUUCAUUUCUCACUUCCCCUUCAGAAACACCAAUAACAUCGCAUCAAAUCGACUUUGCAAACUCCCCUCUUCCCCAGUACGACGGCCACACAGCUCUUGUUCUAGACAACGUUAUAUCCGCUGAUGAAUGUCGCGAACUACUUUCUCUAGCUGAAGCUUCUGUCCCGCUUGACGAAGAAAACCAGUCGGCGUGGAAACCCGCUUUGGUUAGUGGUGGUGAUGGCUACGAGACUCGUGCGCCGGGUUAUCGUGAGAGCGAUAGGAUUAUCUGGGAUCAGCAGACAAUUGUUGAUCGGCUAUGGGAAAGGUGUCUCCAUGCUGAUGGUCUGCGCGAUCUACUUGCCGUUGUGCCUCACGAGCCGUGGAUGAAAGGUGGGAAAUGGGUGUUUAGUCGCUUGAACGACAGGAUGCGCUUCCUAAAGUAUUCUCCCGGACAAUUCUUCAAACCUCACUGCGACGGCGCAUACUUUUAUACCGAAGGUCCUGGAAAGGAAUUCGAGACCUUCUACACCGUACAUCUCUACCUCAACGACUCUGCCGAGAAUGACCCUGCGUCAGAACUCCAAGGCGGCGCGACUUCGUUCCUCGACAGAAGGGGAGAGAAGAGAGUCGACGUAAACCCCAAGGCCGGCAGCGUCCUCAUCUUUCAGCACAAGGGGCUGUUCCAUGAAGGAGCGCUGGUGAACAGGGGAAUCAAGUACACCAUGAGAACAGACAUUCUCUAUGAAUGGAUACCUGACAAGGACGAAGAAUGA
Molecule: messenger RNA, 891 nt
Organism: Fusarium pseudograminearum CS3096
Lineage: Eukaryota; Fungi; Ascomycota; Sordariomycetes; Hypocreales; Nectriaceae
Exons: 2
Coding region: 1-891 (296 amino acids)
Biological process (GO): peptidyl-proline hydroxylation to 4-hydroxy-L-proline
Cellular component (GO): endoplasmic reticulum
Molecular function (GO): iron ion binding; L-ascorbic acid binding; procollagen-proline 4-dioxygenase activity
Source: RefSeq, a predicted model, not a curated record